Molecule: messenger RNA, 255 nt
Organism: Necator americanus (New World hookworm)
Lineage: Eukaryota; Metazoa; Nematoda; Chromadorea; Rhabditida; Ancylostomatidae
Exons: 1
Coding region: 1-255 (84 amino acids)
Source: RefSeq, a predicted model, not a curated record
AUGCUCGACUUGGCAGGCCUGAAAAACGAGGAAUGCAGAAAGAAGUUCUGCUACCGAGUGUCGAUCAACAUUGGAUUACAGACCAGGAAGAGAAUGGAUGACGGUGACUCUUUCACUAAAUGCAUUCAGGACGCCGCAAAGGAAACGCUCCAGGCUUUAGCACCGAGGAAGAAGUCUGCUCUUGCAUCUGCGGAUACAAUAUACACGUACGAUUCUGUAGGUGUUGCCCGCGCUACUGGUGACGUCAGCCAGUAG